Branchiostoma floridae (Florida lancelet) is the source of this 921-nucleotide messenger RNA. Its product is annotated as lysyl oxidase homolog 2A-like. The transcript is spliced from 5 exons. NCBI's taxonomy places the organism in Eukaryota, Metazoa, Chordata, Leptocardii, Amphioxiformes, Branchiostomatidae. Gene Ontology annotation, cellular component: membrane. The record is from RefSeq and is a predicted model, not a curated record. The coding region runs from base 189 to 914 and encodes 241 amino acids.
UAAUAAAGCCCUGAAUAUGGUACCCUCUUACGUAGGCGUGUUGUUGUGGGCCCCUGAGAGUUCACGUGACACACGGUGCAACACUACACCGUUCUAUUUGUCCUCACCUACAAAUCUGCCUCAGAGCGGGGCGGCUAGACUAACCCGCGGGUCCUAACCAUUGUUGUUGUUCUUCUCUGCUCGAUAGAAUGGCCACAGGAGGCUGGACAUGUGUGCUUUUGGUCGCCGUAACGUUUCAACUCGCCGUCUGUGUUGUACAGAAAGUGCGGCUGGCUGACGGAGACUCGGAGUCCGAGGGACGGGUGGAAGUGUUCGACUCGGACCGCUGGUUCACCCUGUGCGGGAACGACUGGACCAUCCCCGCCGCCAGGACCGUCUGCAGGGAGCUUGGCUUCGGGGAUGUCAAGUUCCCCAAGUCUACAUACGCCAUGGGAACGUCGUUCUUCGGGAAAGGAAGCCCGACGAUCUAUCCUCGAGGGUUUGACUGUUUGCCAGAUUCAACCUCCCUGUCCGAGUGCAGAGAGACGAGAGUCAGGUGUGGUCUCGGGGACGACGUGGCCAGUGUCUUCUGUAAAGACCGAGUUCGCCUUGCCGGAGGUGCAGUACCACAUCAGGGCCGCCUGGAGGUGCUGCGGGACGGUGCGUGGGCCACUGUGUGCGGCCGGAGCUGGGGAGACCCAGAGGCUCAGGUCGCUUGUCGCCAGCUUGGGUUUUCCGGCGCAGUUGACUGGAGGUGGUCGGAGCAGUACUUCCCCCGAACGCCAGAGGACGUUCCUACCCCGCUGUACGUGCUGGCCUGUAACGGCUCCGAGCGCAGUAUGCUGAACUGUAACAGACUGCAGGUGGGAGACUGCAGUCACUCCGAGGAUGUGGGUCUGCUGUGCGAAGGUCAGUUUUCAGCAUCUCCCCUCUAGUAGAUGU